GAAAAGCUGCUUUUAGGCCCAAGCAAAGCAGCACCUCUUCUUGCCCAUUUUGGCCGUUGCACGCAAUUUUGUUUGUCAACAUUGUCUCUCGACCAUCUAUCGGCGAGUUGCCAAGCCAUCAGCUUGUAUGAUAUCCUUUUUGUGCCCUAACUAAUAAUAGAAGAAGGCAACCCUUGCAUCCCUAACACACACAAAGGAACUCAAGAUGACUGGGAAGCGCUAUUAUCACGCCCUUACGCCGCUCUUCUUGCUCGCCGUGACGAGUCUCAUUCACCUCAAGUCGGUACAGAAUAACACAAUAGUUUUUGAGACGCAACUUCCAACGCCAAUCCCUCCUGAUGAAAUAAGGAAACGCUCACUGGAACUAGGGGCCAGUUUGUCGCGACAUCCAGAGACGGACCAAGAUCAGACUGAUUCUAAAACCAAUACAGGCUUCAAGAGGAAACGGAAAGAGGAACUGGAGGCCUUGCUGUCCAAAAUGGAACUUGGUGAUAAGAAUCGCACCAAGAAACAACGUAAAGAGGAAUUGAAGGCUGCGUUGUCCAAUAUUGACUUAUCUUCGGAUGCGAGAACCAAUGCUAAGCAGAACAAGAUGAAACGCAAACAGGAACUGCGGGCCAAGUUGUCUCAGCCUCCCAAAAUUGACUUGACCAAUACAAUAAAUACCCGAAGAAAGAUUGUGUUUCUUCACGUGGGCAAAGCUGGAGGCAACACUGUGCGAUCUGCCUUGCCGCGUCUGUUUUGUCAGCGACACAGAAGAAGGGUAGAUAAGCAAUCGUGCUGGGAAAGAACUGCCCGUCCCGAUUCUCCGCUGCGAGAUGGCACAGAACUGGAGGUACACAUGAAGACGGUACCUAACAAUGGCGCUCAACUGAUUCUAGAAAACAACUACACGACUUUCCUCUUUGCCCUGAGGGAACCGCUAAGUCGUAUCCGGUCUGCCUAUCAUUUUCUUCACCCCAACAAUACAGAGAGUGUUUAUGCCCGCAUGAAACACGAGCUCAAGACAAGUUUCUACGAAGAAUGUUUCCCAACCUGGGGCGACUUGAUGCAAGCGGUAGACCAGGCUUUGUCCAUUGCACGCCAUGGUGGAAUCGCAUCCACUGGUGGCGAGUCCAACACUGCGACCACUAUUACCCAGUCCUUGACAUUUUGCCAAAAUCUAGCCAUUGCCGGACUCCGCGGAGAAGAACGGAUAGUGAAGAAAAUCAAUGUGCAUUUCUUCUUCAAUCACCAAUUCUAUGCCGACAUGUCGAUGAAUGUGUUUCCGUCCACGGAAGUAUUUGUGGUCCGAACCGAAACUCUCUGGGAUGAUCUGGUUGACUUGGAUCGUAGUUUGGGUGGACCAGGGAAGUUCAAAUACAAUGGUGCCGUGAUGAAUGAGAAUAAGAAUCAUACCUCGCCAACAACAACAACAUCAACAACAGCAAGCCAGGGAGAGACGGGGGCAAGUCUCUCUUUGCGGCAGCAAGAGGAUAGGAACUUGUGUUGUGUCCUGUGGGAAGAGCUGAGGCUAUACCAAAUAAUUCUUUACCGCGCAGUCAACCUGUUGCCAUGGGAAAAGAGAGCAACCAUGAAGAAACUCUUGGGAAUAUGCAGUGCGGACGGGCAGCGGUCCAAGAUCGACUGGCAAGCAUGGCACAAACGCAGUUGCCCAGAUCUAGGGCCAUUUCUCUCCAAGUUGCCAACCCCCCAAGCUGCUAACUACACUGAAUGAAUGAAGAUCACCAGGGAAAACCUCUUCACUUGGCCAAGACUGAUGGCCGGUUUUGCAAGGCCUAGCUUACACAGAAGACGCCCCAAGACACAAAAUCUACACGUAUUGCCAAAUGAGAUAGAUGUUUCCAAAACAAUCGUGUCCAGUACAGCAAGGCGUCACAGCAAGCUGCAAGAUACAAUACCGUAACUGUCGGGUUGAGAGCUGUACAUGUAGUACAUGCUGCCAACCAAAAGGCUAUCGGUAGGCUAUCGGUGCAGUACAGAAACAACGGGACAAAUUUUGAUCGCUUCUCUGCUGGGACCCAACCCCGCCAAUUGCGCCAGUGCUGUCAGGUCAGCUGGCUUAAGACAAACUCGGUUGCGAAAAUGAGUUAUGUAUGAGUACAUCAUGUCGUGGCUCUCUAGCUAGAGCUAGUCUAGCUAGCUAGUAGAGCCAGCACUCCAGCUAACUAACCUAGCUCCCGAGGGUGAUCUCAACGAUACCAUGCAGUGGGUUGAAAGUAAUGUGAACCAUGAAGAUCUAUUAAUUAUUGCUAGAAAUGGGUUUGCACAAU
Seminavis robusta is the source of this 2273-nucleotide messenger RNA. The record is from the annotation of a GenBank genome assembly. Lineage: Eukaryota; Bacillariophyta; Bacillariophyceae; Naviculales; Naviculaceae.